This is a messenger RNA of Tetrahymena thermophila SB210, 672 nucleotides long. Its product is annotated as synaptobrevin. NCBI's taxonomy places the organism in Eukaryota, Ciliophora, Oligohymenophorea, Hymenostomatida, Tetrahymenidae. Gene Ontology annotation, molecular function: SNAP receptor activity. The record is from RefSeq and is a predicted model, not a curated record. Gene Ontology annotation, biological process: endoplasmic reticulum to Golgi vesicle-mediated transport. Gene Ontology annotation, cellular component: Golgi apparatus. The transcript has a single exon.
AUGAGCAACAUUAAAUUUUUUAGCUUUGCAAAGGUUACAAGCGAUAAACUAAUUUAUAAUGCUGGAAACGAAAAGUCAAUGGAUGAAACAUACAAAGCUGAAGCCAUUAAAGUAAUGAGGGAAAUAAAAAACAUUGGUCUGAACUUCGAUGAACGUUAAAAAAUUAAUACAGGCAGUGGAUCAUGGUUCUGCAAAAUUGACAGCAAGAAUAUUUUAUAUUUGGUUUUAUGUACCAGCAGCUACCCUGAAAGACAUGCUUAUGGAAUGAUUUAAUAACUACAAAAUCACUUAGAAAAGCUAGCUGAUUAUGGAAACGAAGAUGAUACAAGUCUUAAGUUCCAUGCUAAAUCUACUAUGAAUGAUUUAAGUACAAAGUACAAUGACUUAAGAAAAGUGGACAAAAUUUAUGAAGUGAAUUAAAAUUUAUAAGAUGUUUAAUAAUAAAUGGAAAAAAAUGUUAGGAAUAUGAUUGAAAAUUAAACUAAUCUCGAAAAUUUAGACACUCGUUCUCAAAGCAUGAAGAUGACUUCUUAGCAGUUAUUAUCAAACUCAAAGGAAUUAGAAAGUAUUAUGAAAUGGAGAAAUUUUAAAUUAAAUUUAAUUAUUUGCUUUGUAAUUCUAGGCGUAUUAGCAUAUAUCUUAGUGCCCAUAAUUAUGAAGUAUGCAAACUGA